This is a messenger RNA of Prunus persica (peach), 975 nucleotides long. RefSeq names its product transcription factor GTE10-like. Lineage: Eukaryota; Viridiplantae; Streptophyta; Magnoliopsida; Rosales; Rosaceae. The record is from RefSeq and is a predicted model, not a curated record. The transcript is spliced from 6 exons. The coding region runs from base 412 to 975 and encodes 187 amino acids.
CAUGUCCAUUAGGUUUUGCUGCUGAUGUGCGGCUUACUUUCUCAAAUGCUUUGACUUACAACCCACUUGAAAUGAUUUUCACUUUAUGGCCGAGACGAUUAGUAAAUAUUUUGAACAGAGAUGGAAAGGCAUGGAGAAGAAGCUUCCAGUUACUACUGAUGUGCAGUCUUUGCCUUCAAGAGCGGCUCUUCGCGUGGAAAUAAACUGGGACUGCUGCACCUAUGCCAUCCUCAAAAAAGAAGAAAAGUACACCAAAUGAUACUAGUGUCAAGCCUGAAGCUCUGAAACGCAUGUUGACUAAUGAGGAGAAGGCUAAACUGACCAUGGAGUUGGAGGCUUUGAUGGACGCAGAAGUGCCUCUAAAUAUUGUUAAUUUCCUACAAGAGCACAGUCAUAGUGAAGGGCAAACCAAUGAUGAUGAGAUCGAGGUUGACCUUGAAGCUUUUAGUGAUGAUACCUUGUUUACUUUACGGAAGCUUUUGGAUGACCAUCUGCUGGAGAAACAGAAAAGGCAGGCGAAAGCUGAACCUUGUGAAAUGGAGAUUCUUAAUGAGUCAGGAAGGAUUUAGCCACUCAUCAAUGCAACCAUGUAAAGGCAAUGACCCAGGCGAUGAGGAAGUGGAUAUUGUUGGUGGGAACGGUGCUCCUAUUUCAAGCUUUCCUCCAGUGGAGAUAGAGAAAGAUCCAGCUCACAGAAACAGUAAAUGCAGUAGCUCAAGUAGCUCCAGUAGUGAAUCAGGCUCUUCAUCCAGUGAUUCUGACUCUGGCACUUCUUCUGAAAGUGAAUCAAAUGAUGCUAAAGUUACAGCUUCAUUUGGUGAGGGUAAGGAAAAUGUGGGUACUGGAGCAAAUUCAGACCAAAAGAGAAAUGAUAUUGGGGAUUCAGAAAUUGGCAAUGGCUUCCAUGAAAAUUUUGAUCUAGGAUGCCGUGAUUUGAGGUGUAACUCUGCAGUAAUCAUAGUAGUUUCUUACUAG